Messenger RNA from Enterobius vermicularis (human pinworm), 522 nucleotides. The record is from the annotation of a GenBank genome assembly. Lineage: Eukaryota; Metazoa; Nematoda; Chromadorea; Rhabditida; Oxyuridae.
AUGAAAAAAGCUGCUGAAGCGACCAAAUGGGAAGGUUUUGUGAAAUUCGGUGCUGCUUCAUCCACGGAAAUGACUGGAAAAAAUUUUGAUAAAUGGCUCAAAGAUGCUGGUGUUAUUGACGGUAAAACAAUUACGACAACAAUGACCGGGAUAGCCUUUUCCAAAAUUACAGGGACCAAAAAAAAGGCAUCGUUUGCGGAAACUAAACGAGUUUUAGCUGCUGUUGCUGAAGACCGCGCAAGAACAUCAAAAAAGGAACCUCAGGAAGAACUGGACGAGAUUAUCGAGAAACUAUCAAAACUGGAAGCCCCAUCCCUGAACAGUCCCUCCAGAACUUCCGCAGAAGGUGUUUACAGCCGCCUAACCGAUCAUACAAAGUAUACCGGUGCCCAUAAAGAAAGAUUUGAUGCCACAGGGAAAGGUAAAGGGAAGUUAGGACGAGUGGACCCCAAGGAUGACUCUGGGUAUGUCAGUGCUUAUAAGAACCGAGGCACUUACGACAAAACCCAUGGCAAGCAGUGA